Molecule: messenger RNA, 1383 nt
Organism: Hermetia illucens (black soldier fly)
Lineage: Eukaryota; Metazoa; Arthropoda; Insecta; Diptera; Stratiomyidae
Gene: Syx18
Product: syntaxin-18
Exons: 2
Coding region: 115-1161 (348 amino acids)
Biological process (GO): retrograde vesicle-mediated transport, Golgi to endoplasmic reticulum
Cellular component (GO): endoplasmic reticulum; SNARE complex
Source: RefSeq, a predicted model, not a curated record
CGCCGUCAAAAAGUGAAACGUCAGCUGUCAUGUCCUCCUCAGCCGGGCCGUAAAUUCCCAACUUUCCACAUGUAACUUUGUUUUUCGGCCGUAGAAUUAGUUAAAUCCUUGACAAUGGAUGUGACACCCAUGUUCAAGGCGUGUGUGAUGACGGUGAAGCUGCGGAACAAGAACUUGCCGGCACCUAACAAGAACCGCAUCCUCCAAAAACAGGCCAAAGAUGAAUUCUCGAAAGAGGUAAAGGACAUUUGCCACCAAAUAACAUCCCUUAAAACCCUGCUGAUGGAAAACCGAGCAGCCUACAUGAAAUUUGCCUGCCACCUGAAGAAUUCCGCACAAAUGAGCGAUGAACAGCGUGACCUAAUCGACCGAGAAUGUGAGAAAAUCGUCAGCUUCUACACAAGGCAUUUGACGCAGUUAAGGUAUGAAUGGAAAAAGAAGGAUCUGAAGAAGCAGCGUCAAGAACAUGUGGAAGCUGUGCUGGAACUGCUUGGCUCAUAUCUCAAGACAGUGCAAAAAAUCCAUUUGGACCAGAAACGCUACCGCAUGCAGCACGAACUAGAAACUUACAGAUUAUUAAAACUAGAAUCGGAUAAGAAAAAAAUUCCAGUUAGUCCCGUCUCGGACGAAACCUACACUAGGACAGUCAAGCAGAAGAAGCGGAAUGAGGACUUGGAUGGCUGGGAUCACGAAGACGUGGAAAGUAGCGACGAGGAACAGGAAAACGAACCACUGCUGAACAAUGCUGGCACCGAAAGUAGAAGUGCCUCGAAAGUAGCACUCGACGAGGACAUACAGAAGGAACAGCUUCGCUACGAAGAAUCUUCCGAGCUCAGUCCUGAAGACAUUCAGGUAUAUGAAUCCGAAAACAUGCAAUUGUAUAACGAACUACAGGGACUGGCCGAAGAAGUGGAGCAGAUUGAGAAGAACGUCGUGGACAUAGCCAAACUACAGGAGAUAUUCACUGAAAAGGUGGUGUCGCAGAAACAUGACAUUGAAAGAAUUUCAAACACCGUCGUUGGUGCCACCGAAAACGUGAAAGAUGCCAACGAGCAGAUCAAGCAGGCAAUUCAACGGAACGCCGGCCUGCGAGUCUGGGCAUUGUUCUUUUUACUUGUCAUGUCAUUUACGCUUCUGUUCUUAGAUUGGUAUAACGAUUAAGAGUAUUAAUAGAAUCCUUUCUUGCUUAAAACGAAUAAGUGGAGUGAAUGUUAACGGAUACUGAGCAUUUAUCAGCCUUGCAUCCUUUUCAAAGAAAAUGCAAUUUCCUUGUACAUAAAGUGUCAAAGACUCAUUUUUAUAAUAUUUAACUAGCCUUAAAUGAAUAUCACGCGAAAUGUGAGACAAUAUCUCAUGCUGUUGUACCGCAAAUGUAAAAUUAUU